Molecule: messenger RNA, 2788 nt
Organism: Venturia canescens
Lineage: Eukaryota; Metazoa; Arthropoda; Insecta; Hymenoptera; Ichneumonidae
Product: neprilysin-2-like
Exons: 9
Coding region: 10-2154 (714 amino acids)
Biological process (GO): protein processing
Cellular component (GO): plasma membrane
Molecular function (GO): metalloendopeptidase activity
Source: RefSeq, a predicted model, not a curated record
AAGAACAAAAUGUGCAAUCUGGCAAAAAUCAUCGUCGCACUUAUCAUCUGUGCAACAAGAACCAGCAGUGCAACGACUGGCGUCGAUCUACAGCGGCAGAGCAAUGUCACCGUGGAAAUUUCGGAUCACUUGUGCGACACGCCGGUGUGCAUUAACUCCGCUCAACGGAUCCAGAGGAACAUGAAUUUGGACGCGCUUCCAUGCGACGAUUUUUACGAAUUUGCUUGCGGCAAUUUCAUGAAAACAGUGGAAAUACCCGUUGGGUAUGCCGAAGUAUCGCCGCAGAGAGUGGCUGCCGAAGAAAUUCAGUCUCGUCUGCAAGAGAUCGUUGAAACCAUCGACGAAUCGAAAGCACCCAAACACUUCAGGCUGGUGAAGAGAUUUUACGAAAAUUGCAUGACAUCGUUAGAUUCGAACCUCGACGAAGACCACGUCCAGUCAGCCCUUUUAGAAAUCAACAUGAAAAAUGGUUGGCCUCUGAAGUCUGGAGAGGAUUGGAGAGAGACUGAGUUCGAUUAUCGCUACACGUUUAGAUCCUUGUUCCGCAAGAGCUUAGCUCCGGACUUAGACAACAGAUCGCUCAAUAGUUUGCAGCUUCAAGUGAAAGAUCCACCGCUGGCUCGGAGCUAUCUGACAUCGGGAAACGAAGUGGGUCUGAGAUACCAUCGGUACAUGGUUGACAUUGCAGUUGCCUUGGGUGCUAAGGAGCCGGAGGCAAUAGGUAGCCUCGCGAACACUUUUAUUUUGGAAAUGGAGCUCCAACGAACCGUUUUCACCGAGCACGAUGACCAGGAUUUGAAGAAUCGAUUGUUCAAAACAACUCUGGGGGAGCUGGAUCGGAAGUAUCCGAAGUUGAAUGCAAUGAAAGCUUUUGGAAAACCCCCUGAAACGGUUGUUCAAAUGACAGUGGAUUGGGGGACGAUGGAGAGAUUGGAAAACUGGGUGAUUCGAACGCCGAAAAGGGCCUUGGCGAACUGGGAAGCCUGGCGGUUCUUCGCCAAACAAGCUCCCACUUUCGGGGGUUUUUUUACUCGUAGAACGCAACUUUUUAACCGAAUUCUCACAGGAACGAGCAAAGGAGAAACCAAAUCGGAGUACUGUAUUUCGAGGACUCAAAAUAGUUUGGGGUUCGCUUUGGGUGCUUUGUACCAGAGAAAAUACGUCAGCCAAACUUCGUUGGAUGACUUGAGCCUGAUGUUUGACAAAAUAAAGGCUCAAUUUUCCGGAUUCAUAGAAAAGGCUCAAUGGUUGGAUGGCGACACGAAAAGAGAUGCUCUCGAAAAAGUGUCGAGUGUGAAGAGCAGCCUCGUUACUUGCCGGGAGCCGAUUGGCGACGAUGAACUCGAAGCUUUCUAUCGCGACCUUGAACUCUCGGACGAUUCGUUUGAUGAAAACCUUCGAAAUAUAACGAAAUUCGAGGCCAAGAAAAAAUCUGACAACACCUUGACCAAAAUGAGUCGAGCUCAUUGUGGACAUUUUUUAAUAGACACUAAAUACUCACCUCGUUUCAACUUUAUCCAACUUGCUGCUACUUUGUAUACCGACUGGAAUCUCGAUAUAAACCGUCCAACACAUUUGUACGGCGACGUAUUGUACGACGUUGGUCGACCGAAAUAUCUGAAUUACGGAGCGGCUGGGGGAGUUAUCGGACACGAAAUAGCGCAUAGUCUCGGAGUCUCGACGCGAUAUUAUAACAAGAAUGGAAAUCUUAAGUUGACGUGGGAUUCGGAGAGCAACAAAAAUUACCUCAAUCGCUCUCAGUGUUUUGUCUAUCAGUAUGGAAAUUACACGGUCGAUGAGUUCGGAAUUCGUCUCAACGGUUUUUCAACAAGAGAUGAAAACAUCGCCGAUAAUUCGGGUGUCAAAGCAGCGUAUUACGCCUACCUCGAAUGGGCGAAAAAUGCCGAACGGGAAAAAAGUUUGCCUGGACUCAAUUAUCCACCGAAUCAAAUGUUCUGGAUCGCAAUGGCUAAUUCUUUCUGUACAAAAUACCGACCGGAAUACCUCAAAAGUCGGAUCUACCAAGACGUACACUCGCCGAAUAAAUUUCGGGUCAACGGCCCUUUGGCCAAUUUGCAAGAAUUUUCAAACGAUUUUAAAUGCGACUCAGGAACCAAAAUGAAUCCGAAAAAUAACAAAUGUCUGUUCUGGUGAUGGUUUUCAAAAUAGCCUCGAGAAUGGCGACCUGAAAAAAAUGUGGAAUUCGAUCGUUUUUGGCUACCAUCGCUUUCUGUAUUUGGCCAUAUGUGAGCAUAACUUUGUUAAAUUGAUUUUUUCGAAUGACCAGAUUCCGUUCAGGGGUGACGGAUUUAAAUAAUGCUCAAAUAAAAUUGAAUUUUAUACUUUUUUUUCGAUAAAGCAACAUUUUGGUUAAUCAAACUAGAACGAAAUUUUUCAAAGUGUUCAUCGAAUCAAUACGUCAAAAAAUUCGUAUUUUUUUGCAUUUCUCGAGGAUAAAUCAGCGUUUUAAGUGUUCUUUAUACUAACUUCGAUUGUAAAGUUUCCAUGAGAAAAUUUUUUUUGAAAAAUGAUGGAAUGGAAAAAGGAGAGAAAUUUCGUAGCAUUUUAAAACCCAACGAAUUCGGUGCAAACGAAAUUUAUUCGAAACAUUCUGUUAUACGGUCAUAAAAUUAAAAAACGUGAGCAAAAAUGUUUGCACAAGCCUCCUUGAUAUAGCUAAAGUCCUGAGGCCACCCUGGGAUUUUUCAAACAUUAUGCUCCAAAAGAUUUGAUGCGUGAAAAAUCUCUAAAUAUUUCUCUUAAUCCAAAUCUUGAUUGUACACUCAGA